GGAGGAGGGAGAGGGCUCGGCAGCUGCAGUGCUCAUCCCCCCGUACACGGCGAGCAUCCCCCGGAAUGCUGGGGAGCCCGGGGUCCCUGAGCGCGCCCCUGAGCUGAGCCCCGGGCCCCCCGGAGCCCCGUCUUCACAGCUUGUGUGCAGGGGCCGCGGUACGUGCAUGUCCACGGGGGGCAGAUUUAACUUUGACGAUGGGGGGUCUUACUGCGGCGGCUGGCAGGACGGCAAGGCGCACGGGCACGGCAUCUGCACGGGUCCCAGGGGCCAGGGCGAGUACACGGGCUCCUGGAGCCACGGCUUCGAGGUGCUGGGCGUCUACACCUGGCCCAGCGGCAACACCUACCAGGGCACCUGGGCGCAGGGCAAGCGCCAUGGCAUCGGCGUGGAGAGCAAGGGCAAGUGGGUGUACCGGGGCGAGUGGACCAACGGCUUCAAGGGGCGCUACGGGGUGCGGGAGAGCGCGGGCACCGGCGCCAAGUACGAGGGCACCUGGACCAACGGGCUGCAGGAUGGCUACGGCACCGAGACCUACUCCGACGGAGGUACUUACCAAGGUCAGUGGGCGGCAGGAAUACGCCAGGGCUAUGGAGUGCGCCAGAGCGUCCCAUAUGGAAUGGCUGCCGUUAUCCGCUCCCCCCUUCGGACCUCUAUAAACUCCCUCCGCAGCGAGCACACCAACGGGACGGCAAUGCAUCCGGAUGCCUCCUGCGGGGUGGCGGGCAGCCCGGCUGUCUCUCGAGGGGGCUUUGUGUUGAUGGCCCACAGUGACGCUGAGAUGUUAAAGAACAAGAAGAAGGGAAUCUUCAGGAGGUCCAUCCUCAGUGGCCUGAAGCUGCGCAAGUCCGAAUCAAAGAGCUCCCUCGCCAGCCAGCGGAGCAAACAGAGCUCGUUCCGCAGCGAAGCCGGCAUGAGCACCGUGAGCUCCACCGCAAGCGACAUCAACUCCACCAUCAGCCUGGGCGAGGGCGAGACGGAGCUCUCAGUCAUCGAGGAUGACAUCGACGCCACCACCACCGAGGUCUACAUGGGGGAAUGGAAGCACGACAAGCGCUCGGGUUUUGGCGUAAGUCAGCGCUCGGACGGUCUGAAGUACGAGGGGGAGUGGGCCAAUAAUAAGAGGCACGGGUACGGGUGCAUGACUUUUCCUGAUGGGACGAAGGAGGAAGGGAAAUACAAGCAAAAUGUCCUGGUGAGCGGCAAGAGGAAGAACCUGAUCCCUCUCAGAGCCAGCAAGAUCCGGGAGAAGGUGGACCGGGCCGUGGAGCAAGCCGAGAGGGCCAGUAACAUUGCCAAGCAGAAGGCCGAGAUCGCAGCCUCCAGGACGUCACAUUCCAGGGUGAAGGCUGAUGCAGCUGCCGCAGCGGCUCUCAAGGCGCAGGAGGAAGCGCAGAUCGCCAGGAUUGCUGCCAAAGAGUUCUCUCCAUCCUUCCAGCACCGGCAAAAUGGGCUAAAGUGCCAGAGGCCAAAGCACCAGAACUCAUGUGAUGACAUUGAGGUCAUCUCAACGGAGACGCCACCACAGGACAGCCCAGAACUGUACCGGAAAGGGACGACGCCGUCAGACGUGACACCAGACGACAGCCCCAUGAGAAGCCCCCUCUGCAGCCCGCCGUCCACCCCGCCCCCACCGCAGCCAGCACCCAAGUCUAGGAAUAAGAGCGCCCACUUUUCUAGACAGUUGUCCGUGGACGAGGACCGGGGAGUGGACAUUCAGAUGCUGCUGGAGGGACGGGCCGGGGACUAUGUGAGGCCCACCAGCUGGGUUGAGGUCGGUGGGAGCAGGGUCGGGAUGUCUGCAGGGAGCCCGCUGGGCCCUUGUUCCAUCCCUGAAGACCUCAUGAUGAAGAGCACCGGCCACAAACACGUGGUCUCCAACCACAAGCCAAGAGAGCGGUGGGCCGACUCCCCGACCACCGUCUCGUGGACUUCCCAUAGGACCCACAACCACAGUCCCGGUGAGAACAAGCUCCUGGAGGUGGACGAGGAAAAGCUCAGCAACUACGAGAUGGAGAUGAAGCCGCUGAAGAGGAUGGAUUCUUAUAUGCAAGAGAUUCACACCCAAAAAAGACAUUACAGCAAAGCCGGGCCCCGGAUCCCAGUCGAGGGCCACCACCUAGAGGACCGCAUGUAUGGAGUCCAGAGACUGAGGUCCAAACCUCAGAACAAGGAGAACUUGAGGCCACCAGCCUCCGCCGAGCCCGCCGUGCAGAAACUGGACACCUUGCGGUUUGGAGAGAAAGGGGAGUCGCGUCUCCUGAGGCGAGACUUAACCCUUUCCCCGCCACAGAAAUCUUUACCUGUUGCACUAGAAUCUGACGAGGAGAAUACAACGGAGCUCAAACCCACGGGCUCUGCCCCCAUCCUGGUCGUCAUGGUGAUUUUGCUAAACAUCGGAGUCGCCAUUUUGUUUAUUCACUUUUUCAUUUGACGGAAAUUGCUCCAAUGUUUGCAAAAAAUAAAUAAAAAAAAAAGAAUAAAACAAUGAAACGUCAAAACUAAAAAACAAACAAACAAACCCGGAACAAUGGCCGCUGCUUGUGGAGCCCGGAAUGGAAUGUAGCUCCGUCAUCGGCUGAUUUUCUGAUUGAGCCUCUGCGUUUAAUAUUCUUUAUUUUAACGAGAAGUUUUUUCUUUUGUUUCUUCCAAAGGAACAAUACUUCAGUUUCGAUCACAGUUUGCCUUUCCCCUCCCCCAUGGGUAAUGUUUUUUGUUUUUUUUAGGGGAGGGUAAUAUUUUUUCCUUGCUUGUUUGGCAUGAGAGAAUGCAAAAGUUAAUGACAUUUUGUACCCGUCCGUCCCCCAUCCCCCGACAGUUGCGUUAAAGACUUGCCCCUGACUCCGCCCCUUCAGGUAGAAGGAGCCAUUUAUGGUCAGAGGAUCUCCUUACGCUGCCCCCUCUGCCUGGAAAUGGUUCGGACCCAGUUGGAUUGCAAGGACUGUGCCACCCGUCCUAUGUCCUGAUCUUCCUCGGUUUUCCUUUUGGGGAUUACUCUUUACUUUGCAGCUGUUGUCAUUUUACCAAGUGCCGAGAUCAGCUAAAUGUUUGCCCGAUUCACCAUUUAUUAGGUUCCAUUGGGAAAACCCACCUGCUGAUUUUGUUUCAAAAAAUUGUCAGAUUGGUUCUUCCAUUGUACUUCUAGAAAUCGGGCAAGAAAUGUGUGUUCCUUUAUAUGGAAGCGCGGGGCAGACAUUUUACUGGACUGAUGGGCUCUGGACACUGCCCCCGAUUUAUCUCCUAUAAACUCAUCUGAUCAACGUUUGUCAACUUGGAAAUUAAUUGAAACAUUUUAUUUUAAAAGGGUUUUCCUGUCCCAUAAUGAAUAGAAAAUAUAAAAAAUCUGCCCAGAGGAGUCCAAACCCUGCAUUUUUUUGCCCCUUGCACCUGUUUUUCACUGUGUCCUGGCAGGAGGUUUACAAACAGAACUUCCUGCCGGAUUUACUCACCAAUCCCAGCAUGGAGAAGGGAGGUAGAGGGGGAGCAGUAUGGCAGAAUGCAAGCUGGGAUUGGUCAGAAAACCGAAAGGAACAGGAAGUUCUGCAGGUAAGGGAACAGGAAGUUCUGCAGGUAAGGGCACUUUCACAC
Molecule: messenger RNA, 3588 nt
Organism: Bufo gargarizans (Asiatic toad)
Lineage: Eukaryota; Metazoa; Chordata; Amphibia; Anura; Bufonidae
Gene: JPH3
Product: junctophilin 3
Exons: 5
Coding region: 167-2434 (755 amino acids)
Biological process (GO): regulation of synaptic plasticity
Cellular component (GO): endoplasmic reticulum membrane; junctional membrane complex; plasma membrane
Source: RefSeq, a predicted model, not a curated record